AUGUCUGAGCAAAUCGAAAAGGCUUUUCAGAAACAAGUUGGUAUCUUUCAAAAUCCAAAAGCCAGCAGAAAGGUUAAAGCCAAAGACCUCCGCUGGUAUAAGGAUGUAGGUCUAGGCUUUAAGACACCUAAAGAAGCUAUUGAUGGCCAUUACAUAGACAAAAAAUGCCCCUGGACUGGUAUGGUGUCUAUUCGAGGUCGUAUAUUGACUGGUGUAGUAGUUUCUGUCAAAAUGAAAAGAACAAUUAUUGUUCGCC
Molecule: messenger RNA, 256 nt
Organism: Racocetra persica
Lineage: Eukaryota; Fungi; Glomeromycota; Glomeromycetes; Diversisporales; Gigasporaceae
Source: the annotation of a GenBank genome assembly